AUGUGGGUCUUUGUUUUUCUGGUUUGCUUGGAGUUUUUCAUACCGGUCAAAGCAAUUCCACUAGAGUGUGAGCUACACAAUAUUCUCAUACAGGAAGAGGAGCACUGCAAUGAACUUUUGUCCCAGGAGAAGCAAAACUUAUCUGAAGCCGGAUUGUCCCGGACAGAAUGCCAAGGAAUGUGGGAUAACCUGAGCUGCUGGCCUUCCUCUGCCAUUGGAAAGACUGUUGCAGUGGCGUGCCCCAAAUUCCUCUUUGUGCUCACUGGAAAAGAAGGUUUUGUUUAUAGAAACUGCACCGCUGAUGGCUGGUCUAAUUCAUUUCCCCGACAUGACGUCGCCUGUGGAUUUGAUACUAACGACACAAUUGAAGAUGACAAAAACACAUACUACAUGAAUGUGAAGACCAUGUACACUGUGGGGUAUGGCACAUCUCUUGUGUCUCUGAGCAUCGCGGUAGUGAUUCUUUGUUUCUUCAGGAAACUUCACUGUACAAGGAAUUACAUCCAUAUCCAGCUGUUUAUAUCUUUCAUUCUUCGGGCUGUUUCAAUCUUCGUCAAAGAUACAGUGCUGUUUUCUACUGAAUACAUUUAUCAUUGCGAUGCAUACUCGGCGGGGUGUAAAUUUGCCAUGAUUUUCUUUCAAUACUGCAUCAUGGCUAACUACAGCUGGCUGCUGGUAGAAGGACUUUAUCUACACACACUGCUGAUUUUAUCAUUCUUCUCAGAGAAGAAAUAUUUUUGGUUUUACAUAGUUCUUGGCUGGGGCUCCCCUUUGAUAUUUAUUACAGCCUGGUCAAUUGCAAAACAUUUACAUGAAGACAUAGGAUGCUGGGAUACGAACAUUAAUAUUGGCAUCUGGUGGAUAAUUAGAGGUCCUGUAAUUAUAUCAAUUUUUAUCAACGUUCUAUGCUUUGUCAGUAUCAUACGAAUACUGGUUAGCAAGUUGAAGACUCCAGAUGCACGAGGAAUGGAAUUCAACCAUUACAAGAGGCUUGCAAGAUCUACCCUUUUGUUAAUUCCGCUCUUCGGAGUGCACUAUAUCUUGUUUGCAUUUUUCCCUGAAGAUGUGAACACUUUAGCUGUGGAAAUCCGGAUAUUUUUUGAACUUGCACUGGGAUCGUUUCAGGGAUUUGUGGUUGCAGUUCUUUACUGCUUUCUAAAUAGCGAGGUGCAAUGCGAAAUAAAGCGAAAGUGGAGACGAUGGAAGCUGAAGAAACAUUUUAAUGGAGAGUCGAGACACAGUCACAACUCCACCAGCACUGGAGGUAAAGGGUCCACUCAAGUGUCACUGCUCACUCGAGAACUGAGACAACCCAGUCUGUGUGCUUCCACUGGGGAAUGAAAUUACACAGGCUAUGCAAGGAAAGAACUCCAUGCAAUAUCCACGGACUCUGAAGAGCCAUGACUUUGAAUGUGAUGAGUCACGAUCAUUGUGGGAGAAACUGGGCACUUAUAUGCCACUAAAGCAGCUAACUUUCACUGUAUUAUACGAUGCAAACAAAAUCUCAGCUAAGGCAGGUUGGUAGAUGUCAAUCAUCUCCUUCUUUGCAGCUAAUGAAUCUUACCUCUGCUAUGACAGGACUAAGACAUAAUACUCCCCUCCCUAUACAAAGGAUUACUGCUGAGUGCAAGUGUCAUGUGACAAAAGAAUAAACAUUGGGUCCA
Messenger RNA from Polyodon spathula (Mississippi paddlefish), 1664 nucleotides. RefSeq names its product secretin receptor-like. Gene Ontology annotation, biological process: adenylate cyclase-modulating G protein-coupled receptor signaling pathway; cell surface receptor signaling pathway. Bases 1 to 1341 code for a protein of 446 amino acids. The transcript has 13 exons. Gene Ontology annotation, molecular function: secretin receptor activity; peptide hormone binding; G protein-coupled peptide receptor activity. Gene Ontology annotation, cellular component: plasma membrane. Lineage: Eukaryota; Metazoa; Chordata; Actinopteri; Acipenseriformes; Polyodontidae. The record is from RefSeq and is a predicted model, not a curated record.